GGUAGCAGUGAUGCCGGCGCGAAAUUGUUCAAGGCAAAGUGCGCAACGUGUCACACCGCCAACGACGGAGGACCAAACAAGCAGGGACCCAACCUAUGGGGCGUGAUGGGCAGGCAGUCUGGGCAGGUGGCUGGGGCGCCCCAUGGAGCUCGCCCCUCACCCGGCCCCGACCCGUCCUCGCGCCACCAGACCAUGUUUGACUACCUCGCCAAUCCGAAGAAGUACAUCAAGGGAACUAACAUGGCGUUUCCGGGCUUCAAAAAGGAGAAGGACAGAGCGGACUGCGUCGCCUACCUG
Messenger RNA from Emiliania huxleyi CCMP1516, 297 nucleotides. RefSeq names its product putative cytochrome c. Lineage: Eukaryota; Haptophyta; Isochrysidales; Noelaerhabdaceae. The annotation marks the transcript as partial. The transcript is spliced from 3 exons. Gene Ontology annotation, cellular component: mitochondrial intermembrane space. The record is from RefSeq and is a predicted model, not a curated record. Gene Ontology annotation, molecular function: electron transfer activity; heme binding. Gene Ontology annotation, biological process: mitochondrial electron transport, cytochrome c to oxygen; mitochondrial electron transport, ubiquinol to cytochrome c.